ACAUGUUCCAACGAAGUUAAAUAAAUCCGAGUAUGCUAAUAACAAUAGCUUGUAUAAUACAGCGUGCUAAAACUUGUCCGAUAGAAAUGAAUGUGCACUUCCUCGUUUAAGACUGGGCGAAACCAUCGCACUGGAGUUUAGGGGUGAUAUACGACUUUUAAACAUUGUGUUUUUAAAUUACGACUAAUAUAGUUGACUGGAAUGACAAAUGAGAUGUUGAUUUAAAGACAGAACUUGUUAAUAGAAUACAGUGAAUCUUAAGUGAAUCUAUUUUUUUUCCUCAUUUAUUUACCUUUAUACUGCGUACAUCCCUAUUUUGUGUUGAAUAGUUCAGGACGUAAUGAAUGUACUGGAUGUGGAACUGGUUUGAGCUUCAAAAUAAACGCCUGAAGUUUGAGAAACGAGCAAAAAUGAGGUUUUUAAAUAUCUGUUAUAUUUUGCUGCUAUUAUUUAGUUUUUUGUCGCAGUUUGCUUUCGAGUAUGUGGAAGAAUGCAGGAGUGGGAUGUAUCCUCCUAAAGGACCAACAUUUAUAAACAAAGUUACCUGGUACACACUGAACCUUGACUUGCCCCCCACUGAGAGGUGGACUCAUGUAAUAAAAGAGAAAAAAGCUGAACUGGCAAAAAUGAUACAGGCAAUACGGGAUUUGGCCAACAGCUUUUUUCAUGGAAAACUUAUUCAUUUAGUGGACAAGGAAUUGCCUUUAAUUGUUGAUACACUGCCUUAUCCAUUUAAUGAGGAAAUUAAAGGAAUUGCAGCUGCCUCUGGAGUUCCUUUAGGAGAAAUAGUGCUGUUUAAUAUCUUUUAUGAAGUUUUUACUGUGUGCACAUCAGUGGUUGCAGAGGAUGUAAAUGGUAAAUUAUACCAUGCUAGGAAUUUGGACUUUGGGUUGUUCAUGGGUUGGGAUCGGAAAAACCAAACCUGGACCAUAACUGAGAAGCUGAAACCACUUGUGGUAAAUAUUGACUUUAAGCGGAACAACAGAACGGUCUUCAGAUCUACCAGCUUUGCAGGAUAUGUGGGAAUGCUCACUGGCAUUAGACCUAGAGAAUUUACCCUAACAAUGAAUGAACGUUUUAACGUAGAUGGAGGAUACAUAGGAAUCCUGGAAUGGAUACUUGGCAAGAGAGAUGGCAUGUGGAUGAGCUUCCUCACUCGCAGAGUCCUGGAAAAUGCAACCAGUUAUGAAGAUGCCAAACACCAGCUUAUUAAAACCAAGUUACUUGCACCAGCCUACUUUAUCCUGGGUGGAAACCAGACCAACCAGGGCUGUGUGAUAACCAGAGGAAGAAUUAAUACACUGGACGUCUGGGAGAUUAAUCUGAAGCUUGGCAGAUGGUACGUGCUUGAAACAAACUAUGAUCACUGGGAAGAGCCAUUCAUUUUGGAUGAUCGUCGGACACCAGCUAUGAAAUGCAUGAAUAAAACCACACAAGAAAACAUUAAUUUCCAAACUCUGUAUGAUGUUCUUUCAACUAAACCAGUUCUAAACAAGCUUACAGCAUAUACGUCCCUAAUGGAAGUCUCAAGUGGUAAACUGGAGUCUUACACCCGAGCCUGUCCAAGUCCGUGUACACCCUGGUGAUCAUCUGAAGCACUGAAAAACAUAAAGCUGGAGCCAUUUUAAAUCAGGUUUUAAAAGCAGUAUUAAGAUAACUUAGCAAAGACUUAUAUGCUUUUAUUAUAAAUGCUUUAAUUUGUUAAGUAUUUCUGAUCUAUUUAAACUGAUAGUUUUGAUAAUAGUUUAAAUUCUUUGAUUUCUUUUUUAAUGGAAAAUGUUACUUGAGUAGAAUUUUACUCUUUCCUGUAAAUAAAAUUGAUUGUAUUAUUGUAAAAUAUUUUUAAAUAAUUUAUAUGAUCAUUUUAUAAUGUCUAUUUUGUUCUUUUGUAAUGUACAGUGAA
Trichomycterus rosablanca is the source of this 1903-nucleotide messenger RNA. It is a transcript of the gene asah1a, whose product is annotated as N-acylsphingosine amidohydrolase (acid ceramidase) 1a. NCBI's taxonomy places the organism in Eukaryota, Metazoa, Chordata, Actinopteri, Siluriformes, Trichomycteridae. Gene Ontology annotation, biological process: fatty acid metabolic process. Bases 345 to 1586 code for a protein of 413 amino acids. Gene Ontology annotation, cellular component: lysosome. Gene Ontology annotation, molecular function: fatty acid amide hydrolase activity; N-acylsphingosine amidohydrolase activity. The record is from RefSeq and is a predicted model, not a curated record. The transcript has 14 exons.